This is a messenger RNA of Blastocystis hominis, 696 nucleotides long. RefSeq lists its product as hypothetical. The coding region runs from base 1 to 696 and encodes 231 amino acids. The transcript is spliced from 3 exons. The record is from RefSeq and is a predicted model, not a curated record. NCBI's taxonomy places the organism in Eukaryota, Bigyra, Opalinata, Blastocystidae.
AUGCAACGCGAUAAAGCGAACAAUCUCGCAGCAAUUCUUCCACUUCGGAACUCGACGGCUCUUCGUCAGACCGAAGCAACGCGAACUUCGCCGCUCAUUUUCGAUUAUCUCUCCGUUCUGUUGCGUCUCAUCACUCCAACGAUUCGCCCUGUCGACACUCUCCUUUUAACCGUGUCCGAAAAGCGGCAAAUCGAGCGGAUCACAGAGAUCAUGGCAAACUACGGGAUUGGCUAUGAAUCCCUGCAUAUUUCGGGAGCUCCCAAAAUGAUUCUGAAGCCGAACUUGGUGUCGAUCGCGUCGUAUCCGGAACUGUCCACUCCGUUCGAGUCGGUGAGCAUGACGGUUCGCUUCAAGAUGCAAGCCGAGCUGCAGAAGGUUCUAAUCCGAGGCCAUUAUAAUUCCUUGAUGGGAGAGGAGUCGGAGAUGAUUUCGCGCUCGGUUGUGAUGAAGCGGCCUGCGCGGAGUACGCCUCACAAAAAGAACAUUCCGCAGGAAAGCCCGCUGAAGAAGCUGCGUCCUGAAGUGACGGUGGAGGCGUCCAGUCUGGAGACGGAGAAGACCGCGAUGAGGGUUCCGUUCUUCGCGAUGCAGCAAUCGACCCACGAGAGAAAGACCGUGAAGGGGAUCGUGUAUCGGUACCAAAAGGGAUAUACGUGUGCUGUGCGUCAGCCCGCGACCAUUCGUGAUUUAUUCUAA